Molecule: messenger RNA, 1541 nt
Organism: Thermothelomyces thermophilus ATCC 42464
Lineage: Eukaryota; Fungi; Ascomycota; Sordariomycetes; Sordariales; Chaetomiaceae
Exons: 3
Coding region: 91-1377 (428 amino acids)
Biological process (GO): mRNA splicing, via spliceosome; regulation of alternative mRNA splicing, via spliceosome
Cellular component (GO): nucleoplasm
Molecular function (GO): N6-methyladenosine-containing RNA reader activity; mRNA binding
Source: RefSeq, a predicted model, not a curated record
CCCCCCUCUUUCCCGGGAACACUGCAGCACUUUGGGAACCUGUGACACUGACGGAUCGCUCCCUCUGUAGGCGCCGGAGCCAGCCAAAGCAUGGUUAGGGGGCCACCGAGGAAACCAAGGCAGAGCGGUCACGCUAUUUGGAUCGGAAACCUUCCUCCCCAAACCAACCUCAUGAGUCUAGUGCAUCAUGUUUGCAAGGAGACGGAGGGGCUCGAGUCGCUGUUUUUGAUUUCCAAGAGCAAUUGCGCGUUUGCCAAUUUCAAGGACGAGCAGUCCUGCGUAGCGGCGCAGCGGAAACUUCACGACUCUAGGUUCAUGACGGUCCGACUGGUGAGCAGGCUGAGGAAGAGCACUGUGGAAGGGCCAGCGGGCGUCACGGCUCCGACGGGACCGGCCGCAUCCGCGCCGAAGGUGGCGGGUACGCAAGGGGCGAGCCCCUCCGCGGGUGGUGAGGGUGACGGAGGCGAGAGGGCAGAGAGCAGCGCUCCGUCGCCUAAAUCGGCCGCAGCUCAUUCAGGCUCUCCGGCAGGCCCUCCACCUGUAGACGGAGGGGCGCCUCCCCGCAAGGAUCGUUUCUUUGUCCUCAAGAGCCUCACCGUCGAAGAUCUCGAGCUGAGUGUCCGGACCAAAACUUGGGCGACACAGUCGCACAACGAGGAGACGUUGAACACUGCAUUCAAGACUUCGGACAAUGUCUAUCUCGUAUUCUCGGCGAACAAAUCGGGCGAGUAUUUUGGCUAUGCACGCAUGGCGUCGGCCAUCAACGAAGACCCGGCGGCGGCCAUCCAGUUCGCGCCGAGCGCGCAUGCAGUGAGCGAGGUCGACCUCCCGAAGGCGAUACCGACGGAGCCAACCGAGUUCGCGCCCAGGGGCCGCAUCAUCGACGACUCGGCCCGCGGCACCAUUUUCUGGGAGGCAGAGCAUGACGACGAUGACGACGACGACGACGAUGACAACGAUGACGACAACAAGAACAAGAACAGCAACAGGGCUGGGUCUGAUGGUGGGCAGGAGGACGAAGGCUCGGGCGCCUCGGCGGGGGGAGACACGGGCAGCAUCCGGAGCGGACGGGAUAGCAGCGCAUCGGAGCCCAAGGCCUGGGGCAAGCCGUUCCGGGUCGAGUGGCUGUCAACGACUCGUCUCCCGUUCUACCGCACGAGGGGGCUCCGGAAUCCAUGGAACUCGAACCGGGAGGUGAAGAUCGCAAGAGACGGCACGGAACUCGAGCCGUCGGUCGGGAGGAGGGUGAUUGGGCUCUUCAACAAGGUACAGAGUCCCGUGCCGAACGUGCCGCCCGCCAUGGUCCCCGGUGUGGCUCCAGUGGGGAUCCGAAUGCAGGGUCCUCUACCACAGGUUGGGUAUCCGCCCUUGCGGUAAAAUGCCUUGGCUGUCUUCAUUUGUCCAAUUACCUUUAUGUUUACUUGGUUACCUUACUCCGUACUUCCUCGAUCAAAGCGGCGUUGCAACAGCGAGACAGAGCAUGGACAGGCGGCGGUAGCAUUGGUUAUGUGUUCAUAGUUCUCUCCAAUACCCCCGAGCCG